Messenger RNA from Aspergillus vadensis CBS 113365, 330 nucleotides. RefSeq lists its product as uncharacterized. The record is from RefSeq and is a predicted model, not a curated record. Bases 1 to 330 code for a protein of 109 amino acids. The transcript has 2 exons. NCBI's taxonomy places the organism in Eukaryota, Fungi, Ascomycota, Eurotiomycetes, Eurotiales, Aspergillaceae.
AUGGGGUCAUUUACUUACUUGAUGGUUUGGCUCAUCAUAUGCCGUGCACAAGAGAAACCAAUCGCUUUUACCAAUGAACGAGAAGUCAGACCCACAUUCGCACUUGAGUUUCCUAUUCGCCCAAAGCAAUGCAAUGAUGGGUCUAAGCAAAUGUUUCUCCCCGGUACCAAUUGUAGGUACCAUCAACCGGACGCAUUGGCUUUUGCCCCUUAUCCCAAGGGAUACGUGCCGUCUUCCAAGCGUCGAUCAGAAUCUUUCGGUGUUGGAUCAAAGAUUCCCAAGAAUCCACCCGAACGCCGCGAACAUGAACACAUACGAAGACGCGAUUAG